GGAGCUCCUCCUACAAACAUGGCGGAAACAAAACCAAAACAAACUUCUUUGCAAGAUGAAUUAUCAGCUGCAGACCGAAGAUCUAAGUCAGGGUCAAUAAAUUCUGAAUGGCCACAGCCUAUUCUAGCAUCUAUUUCAGCUGUCAAAUCUGUUAUUUCAACUUCAAAACCAGUGACUUUAAAAUUAAGACAACGAAGAGACCCAAAGACAAUAGAAAGAGCAAACCUACUGAAUAUCUGCAAACUUAUCAUAAAAGAAUUGAUAGAUUCCUCACUGUCACAUGGUCGUAUGUUAGACGAUGAUCACAUUCCAUUACAACAGUUCUUUGUGGUUCUGGAACACGUCCUUAGACAUGGGUUGAAACGUAAGUAAUUAUCUCCCUUGGUAUCUAUUAUCCUCACUGUCAAAUGGUCGUAUGUUAGACGAUGAUCACAUUCCAUUACAACAGUUCUUUGUGGUACUGGAACACGUCCUUAGACAUGGGUUGAAACCCAAAAAAGGAAUUUUACGUGACAGGAAGGAUUUCUGGUCUGUACUAGAGUCCAUAGAGAAACUAGUCCCUGAAGCAGGGGAGAUUACCACCAGUGUUCGAGAAAUGCCUCACAUCAAAACCCCUUUAGGUAGAGCUAGAGCCUGGCUGAGACUUGCCUUGAUGCAGAAGACAUUAGCAGACUAUUUCAAAGUACUCAUAGAGAAGAAAGAUGAAGUCUUAAGUGACUUUUAUGAACCUGGUGCUAUGUUGAUAGAAGAUGAAGGUAUGGUUAUCCCUGGACUGUUAGUGGGUUUGAAUGUGAUUGACUGUAACAUGUGUAUUAAAGAAGAGGACUUGGAUCAACCGAUAGGAGUGAUAGAUUUUAGUUUAUAUUUAAAAGACAGUAGGCUUCAGGAUUCUUCACCAGACAAUGAAAGGGAAAAGGAUUCCAAGAUGGCCACCAUACUUGAUCAAAAGAAUUACUUAGAAGAAUUAAAUAGACAUUUGAAUGCUACAGUAACAAAUUUACAACAAAAAAUGCAGGACGCCAUGACAACAAAUGCUUUGAUGAAAGAAGACCUAGCAUUGUCUAAAAAUAACUUUUUAGCUAUCCAAGAAGAGAAUGAACAGUUGAAAAGUGAUAGGGAUAAUAUUUCAGAGGAGCAUACCAAACAAAUAGAGCAAGCCUCAACUAGAAAUAUAAGUGCUGCCAAACAAGAUAUUGAAGUAGAACGUGAGACAUAUCAGACAUCACGUACUGGCCUUGACAGCAUGUAUGGAGAUUUAAAGUCUAAACUGGAGGAAGAAACCAGAAUGAGACUGGAUGUUGAAAAAGAAUUGGAACUACAAAUAGGCAUGAAGCAAGAAAUGGAAAUGGCACUAAGAAUUUUAGAGAAGGAUAUACAUGAAAAACAGGAUACCAUGAUCUCAUUACGGAAACAGCUGGAGGAAAUCAAAGCUAUUAACUUAGAAAUGUACCAAAAACUACAGAAUUGUGACCAGUCAUUAAAGCAUAAAACAGAACUGGUAACUAAGCUAGAGGAGAAAACUAAUCAACUAGUCCAAACAUUGAAAGAUAUGGAGAAAAGAUUAAAGCAAUGCGAAUCUGAUAAAUUAGCGGCAGAAGAAACAGCUAGGAAAUUAGGUCAAAUAAUCGCUGAUAAAGAUACAAAACGCACUGCUUUAGAGACGGAUUUAAGAAUAGAAAAAGAAUGGAGAGCAACUUUACAGAAAACAUUAGAACAGGAGAAAACAGCUUCAACAGAAAUUCUAACUGAACUUCAGCAAUUGAAACAUGUAGAAAAAGAUUAUACAGAAUUACAGAAAGGUCAUUUAAGUUUACAGAAAGCUUGUGAAGAACAGGAAAGAGCAUUAGCAGAAUUAGGUUCACAUCUAAGCGAAUCCAAAUUACGGGUAGAAGACAUGAAAGAAGCGCAGAUGGCCACAAAGGAUCUUCAAUGGAAGGGAGAUAAGGAUGCUUCACACUGUACCACUUGUGAGAAAGAAUUCUCCAUAUCUAGGAGGAAGCACCACUGUCGGAAUUGUGGAAAUAUUUUCUGUAAUGAGUGUUCAGACAAUAAAAUGCCACUUCCCUCUUCAGCCAAGCCAGUACGAGUUUGUGAUGACUGUCAAACAUUUCUGUUACAGAGAUAUUCUGCUGCCGCUCAGUGACCUUUGGAAAAUUAGAGGUCAUCAUGAUGUUAUAAACAAACACUGCUUCAAUUGGCUGUGAAUUCCAUUAUAUAUUCAGCUGAGACACAGUUGAAAAGAGGUUAAAAAUAGAGCAUGACAAACAAAGCCAGAAAUUAACUACCAAUUUGUUUUCAAUUUCAUCGUUUUAUAAAUAUGUUUAAUGAUUCCUCUCUGCUAUUUUAUACAGAAUUUACAUUGUGAAAUGUCAGCUUUAAGAUAUCCUAUUGCAAGGGCAAUUGUGCAACAGUUUUUUUCUUGUAUGAAUGACUGCAGUCAGAUUUCUUGUUCUUGAAGUGCAAUACAGUGGGAGACAUUUGAAAUCUAUAUACUUUGAAAUUGAUUCUAUAUAAAUCAGUAACCUUCAAAUGACAUUACAGAAAUAUUUUUCUUUUCAAAUCAAAACUACUCUUCUAUGUUUAUAGUUUAUGACUCUAAAGAAUAUAUUACAAUUUAUAUGAAUAUAAAGUAAAAUGGCUCAAACUUUUAAUUCCAAGGCUUGUAAAAAGCUUUAAAUGUGUUAAAUUUAAAUAGUUUCCAUAAAUCACAUGUUUUAUUGUAAUUCCAGUAUCCAGAUAAGCAAUGAAUGUUUAGUAGUAUACCACCACCUAUAGAUUGGGUGGUCUACUGCAUUCUGUCUGUUCAUCCAUCGAAAAUUAUAGUUUCAUAUUACUACGGUACAUUUCUGUUAAAUGGAAUGACUUGAUAUUUGGUCUUGAACUUUAUUAUGCUGAUGCAAAAAUUUGAGAUAUAGCCAAUGAGCAUGAGAUUUUUACCCAGCACCUGUAUUUCAGAAUUAUUCUAUGGAUGAGUUGCAGUGUGUAAAUGGUGCUCAUAUCUGCCAGACAGUUUCUUCCUGUUUAUAAAGAGUCCUUUGAAUUUUGGAAACAAAAGUGAAAAAAACUCAUUGAAGAAACCAGUCUAAUUAUUUUGUAUGGCAGACAAGUUUUUUUGUCCUUUGCAAUUUUUAAUUUAACAUAAAUUUUGUCCUUGCAUUUAUCACACAUUAGUAUGUCACAGUUUAAGCAUUUCCAUUUUAUUUGAUAUGAACUUGGAAAAAAGAUUAAACAGUUAAUUAAAUAAGCUAUCAGUGUUUGACCAGCUUUAAAUAUUAUGUUGUACAUUGAGAAAAUUGAAUUAAUCGUAAAAAUUUACAUCAAACAAAGAAAUAUUCCUCAAAAAGUUUGCCCAUAUUUAUUUUGAACAAAAAAAAUCAAAAUGGAAAAUUCAUAAUAAACAUGUACCGUAGUUAAAAUAAAAUACUGAUCACUAAAGGUACCCAAAACUGUAAACUUAAUUUAUAACAACUUAUUGAUAGGCCUCCUAUUUGCUUUAUAA
Molecule: messenger RNA, 3499 nt
Organism: Mytilus trossulus (common blue mussel)
Lineage: Eukaryota; Metazoa; Mollusca; Bivalvia; Mytilida; Mytilidae
Product: RUN and FYVE domain-containing protein 2-like
Exons: 17
Coding region: 416-2143 (575 amino acids)
Cellular component (GO): cytoplasm
Molecular function (GO): metal ion binding
Source: RefSeq, a predicted model, not a curated record